Papaver somniferum (opium poppy) is the source of this 4696-nucleotide messenger RNA. RefSeq names its product putative pentatricopeptide repeat-containing protein At3g15130. The transcript is spliced from 6 exons. The record is from RefSeq and is a predicted model, not a curated record. Gene Ontology annotation, molecular function: protein binding; RNA binding. Gene Ontology annotation, biological process: RNA modification. Lineage: Eukaryota; Viridiplantae; Streptophyta; Magnoliopsida; Ranunculales; Papaveraceae. Bases 536 to 2386 code for a protein of 616 amino acids.
UCAUUUAGCAUCUGAGGGCUCAUGAAUGCAUCUGGUUGCAAUUUCGUGGUUCCAAAACUUCGGGUCUAGAGACAAAUAACAUGAAUGGGCUUAUACUUGAAACAUCUUGAUGAAAAGACUGCUCGUUAUCCUCUUAAGUUGAGGAAUGAGGAUCAAACUGAUUUGAAAAGCUGAUCAAAUCUCUCUAUCUGGUUGGGAGGAUGCCAAUUGGAAUGUCUAGUUUUAAAAAUGGUCACAUGAGAAAAUGCGAUUCGGAUUUUUGGCGGUAUAGUUUUUAACCCGAACCGGGCAUCCUAACCAGCAGGCGGAUAUAACUACUGGCAAUAUAUUUGCUUUGUUGGAAAUCUACAAACUUCUUCUUCCUUCCAAAUUUCAGCCUACAAACCAAUUGCACAAACGUACAGUACCAAGGGACAUGCUCCGUAGAUAUCUUCCAGGAACUGAAUUUAACUAACUGGAACGAAAUUCGAACAAGAAGAAAGCUGUUUGAUCCCUUGUCGCAGUAAAAAAAAAAAACUACAAAAUAGUUGGUUCCAUGAUUCGUUGUCGUUUUGUGAUUCACACCCUUGUUGGUGGCCAUUGCAGUUCACCUUCACAGCUCUUUGUUCACCGCUUAAAUCACCCUUUCAGAACUUUUAGUGUCUUUAACAAUCAUAUUUCAGUUCACAAAUACCCAUCAAAUGAUUUCAAAUUUCAACACCAGAAUUUGAUAAACUACAACCAUUUUAGCCAGUGCCUACAUGAUUGUUUACAUAAUGGGAAUUUCAUGCUAGGUUCAUCAGUUCAUACUCAUCUCAUAAAAUUGAGACUAAAUGGGUUUAUGUCCCUUUGGAAUAAGCUUCUUCAUUUCUACUGCAAAUCCAAUCAAAUGCAACUUUGUCUUCAACUGUUUGAAGAAAUGCCUUACAGAGAUGUAGUCUCGUUCAAUACAAUUAUUUCGGCCUCCUUUCGUAAUAAUGGUAGCCUAGGAGAAGGUAUAGAGUUGUUGUCAAAGAUGAAAAGAGAGGAUCUUGAGCCAAAUCAUAUUACAUUGUCUGCACUGAUUGGUGCUUGUGCUGGUUCUUCAGCUAGUAUGAAAUUAGCUGAGAUAUUUCAUGGUCAAGCAAUUCGAUAUGGGUUCUUUUCUAAUUGUUUUGUUGGAAGCUCUUUAGUUGAUAACUAUGGAAAGCAAAUGAAAUUAAAGGAGGCUGUGCAUGCAUUUGACGAUAUAGUGGAGUUAGAUUUGGUUUCGUGUAACAUAAUGAUCGAUUGUUUUGCACGUAAUGGAUGUAAAGAAAAAGCAACGAAAAUCUUUUUGAGGUUACGAAGCAAGGGUGUAGAAUUUGAUAGCUUCACUUUGGCAAGCUUAUUAAAAACGUGUUCAGAUCCAAGAGAUUUGAAGAGAGGAAUGGAGAUCCAUGGGUGUGUUAUAAAAGCCGGCUUAUCUUCUGAAAUACCCACCAGUAACGCACUUGUCACGAUGUAUUCCAAAUGUGAAGAAGAAUCAAUUGCUGCUAUAAAAAUAUUUGAGAGAACUCAAGCACCUAAUAUCAUCUCCUGGACUGCAAUUAUUUCUGGGUUUAUGCAAAAUGGGCAGAAUAACGAGGCAAUUAAGUUCUAUGAAAGAAUGCUAAAAGUGGGGAUGAAGGAAAAUCAGUUCACCUUUGCUAGUAUUCUUCCAGCUUACAAUGGUUUAACAAGGUUGGAGCGAGGGAUGCAAGUUCAUGGCAGGAUAAUUAAGUUAGGAUUUGUUUCAGAUACUUUGGUGGGUAAUGCUCUUAUUGAUAUGUAUUUCAAGUGUGGAAGCUUGAUAGAAGCAGAAAUGGUGUUCGAAAAAAUGGAAGUACGCGAUGUUGUUUCUUGGACAAUGAUGAUUACAGGAUUUGGUCAUCAUGGGAAAGGAAAAGAAGCUUUAGACAUCCUGAGAAUGAUGCUAAGUGAAGGAUUUAAGCCAGAUGAUAUUACAUUUCUUGGAGGUCUGUCUGCAUGUAGCCACUGUGGGCUUGUUGAUGAAGGCCUUCAGAUUUUUCGGGUGAUGGUAGAUCAUUAUGGUAUUAAGCUGAGGAAGGAACAUUUUGCUUGUCUUAUUGAUAUGUUGGGUAGGGCAGGAAGGUUGAAAGAAGCAGAGAUGUUUAUUCAAGAAACGGGAGUUGGAUCAGAAGUCUUUGUAUGGGAAGCAUUGCUAGGUGCUUGCAGUAUCCAUGGAGAGAUUGAAUUGGGAGAAAGAUCCGCCGAAAAGAUUAUGAAAUUAGAACCGAGAAGAAAUCAACCUUAUGUGCUACUGGCGAAUAUAUAUGCUGAUAGGGGAUUAUGGGAGGACAAGGAAAGGGUCCGGGAGAGCUUGGGAAUGAGUGGGUUGAAAAAAGAGACCGGCAACAGUUGGAUUGCUGUGCAGCGUACAGUUUAGAGGUAUGACAACAAGGUGAAUCACAUGUCUUCAAGGAAUCACCACAUAGGAAAAAAGAGGAAAUAAUAUAGAUCUUCAUCAAUGGAGUAGUAUAUCUGUUAGUUUAAUCAAGGCAGUUGUGUGAUUAAAAUACAAGGAACAAAGCAGCACGUAGAGGUGGAUAAGCUUUUCUUUUUCCUGUCUAUUUUUUGAUCAUCUCUUCUCCAUUUCAAAGAUACAUUGUUUCGAAGGUGUAAAAAUAUUAACCUUCGUGAUGCUUAUUGUUUGGAGACAGUUCUUUAGUCUAUGUAUGGCAAGCACUGCUCUCUGCCGGAGCACUUGGGCGCUACCCCUGGCAGAAGACAUAGACCCUUGGCUUAAAUCCGCUUCUCUUUGCUGAAAAAGUGGUAAUAUUAGUCAGGCGCGAUCUACUCUACAGUACGACCCAGAAACUACUAUGGGAGAUUUGCGAUAUCAUGGACCUCCACAAGUGAUUAUAGCCUACUUAAAGUAACAAUGGUCUCUUAGGGAAGAUCUGAAACGAUAUGAAUCAUUUGCAAGGUUGCAGGUACCAGGAAUACCUUAUUUCUUUGAAUCCUUUAAAUGAUGGAAUCCUUUAAAUGAUGCAUUUGUGAUGCCUGCUUGGGGACUGAUUUUAGUAUAGUUUUUCGCAAUCCUGUAUGUAAUUGUUAAUUGUUCGUCUUUUUUGAGCUUUCUGGAGCAACAAACAGUUCGCCAAGGGUGCCAGGUGGUUCAGUUAGUUCUUCAAAUCCUCGUAUCUCCCUUAUGGCCCGUGUUUAUCUGAAACUUGGGACUUGGCAGUGGACACUUUUCUCCAGUGUUAGAUGAUGACACCAUACAAGAAGUCCUUGUUGCAUUCCAGUGCCACUCAAUGUGCAACUAAUUGGUCAAAAGCAUGGCACAAGCGGGCACUAUUCAAUACUGCAGUUAUAUCUCAUUACACUGUAAGAGGCUUCUCUGAUUUAGCUGGGGAGUAUGUUGUAGAAGCUGUUACUGGUUAUUUCAUUCAAUAUUGAUUGCAGCAACCACGAAAGGAGUGGAUGAUAGUUUACGGGAUAUCCUUCGUCUUCUCACGUUGUGGUUUAGUCAUGGAGCUAUAGCGGAGAUUUUAUUGGCACUGCAGAACGGAUUUGCGUAUGUUGAUACCAACACAUGGCUGGUUGUGUUGCCUCAGAUAUUGCCCGAAUACAUUCAAAUAAUAAUGCUGUGAGAGAACUCAUACAAUCACUUCUGGUGCGGAUAGGUCAAGAACAUCCACAGGUUUGCCUUUAGCUGGUCCAGAAUGUCUUCAUGUACUUUGGUUAAAUGUGGAGAAUGGGUUAACUCUUAUCACAUUAGACCACCAACUGACUACCAGAAGCUGGGUUUGUUUGUCCUCCCUAGCAAUAUUCUACGGGAAAGUAUAAAAGCCAGUCGAGCAAAACAUUUAUACUUCUGUCACAUAGGUCUUUUUAGUUUGACUCCGACAAAUGUUGAGGGUCUUCCGACUGUAUGUUGGGUCUAUGAUUUUAGUGUUUAAGAUUUUGCUGAAUUUAGCAGAUGCUGCCAUUAGUUCUAAUUCAUUGAAAGAGUGUUUGGGAUGUUGCUGGAUUUAGCAGAUGCCACCAGGCUGUAUUUUGGUGAACAUGACAUUGAAGGAAUGUUAAAUGUGCUGGAGCCACUGCACGAAAGGCUCAAGGUGGGGGCCAGCACUGUUAAAGAACAAACCUUUAUCCAGGUAGUUGUCUGCUCAAGGAAUAAAUUCAUUUUGGUACUUCCAUAGAUCUGGAUUUUGCGGAACUGUUGCUUGGUGAAACGAAUUGUGAUUGAUUGACUAGGUAACAUCUACUCAUGUCCAGUUCAUAAAUCUUGUGGCGAAUUCAAUGUAUUUUCAGCUCAAAUUGUGGUCGACCCUUGGUUUAAGUGAACGAGUUGUUAAGCAGAAACCUUAUGGAUCGGCUGACUGAUUGCUCAAAAUUCAAGGAUUUUCAGAAUGUAUGUUUAUGACCUUGAAGCAUUAACAAUACUUCUAGGAUUUGAGACUCUGAACUACUGAUCCCUCCAAGUUGGUUAGUCGUGUUUGGUGCAAUGAGUUUGAGGUCUGCUUUGCCAGAUGCCUUAUCGACCAUGUCGCUACCAUAUAUCUCUUGAAGGUUAAAAUUUCUCCGGAAUGUGCAGUGUGGUAAGUUGGAGCUUUGUCAAACAAUGUUUACCUUUGUAGUCUUUGAGCUUAUGCAGCGAGUUUUUGUUAGGCAGUAAUGGGAACAUAAACAAUUUAUACCAAAGCUGUAAAAAUGAUAUUCCUGUCUAUUGGCAUUCAUUUAUUUUAUA